CGGGGGCCAGCCAUGGGGAGUGUGGAGAUGGAGCCGUUGCUACUGGCCUGGAGCUACUUCAGGCGCAGGAAGUUCCAGCAGUGUGCUGAUCUCUGCACGCAGUUGCUGGAGAAAUCUCCUUAUGACCAGAGAACCAGAGUGAAUCAAGGCUCUGGAUUAUUGCGGUAGCCUUCUUUCUGAUUGGUCUCCCUGCCUCAGGCAUUUGCUCCCUCCAGUUCAUCUUCUAUUCAGCUGCCAAGGAACCUGAUUCUGAUGUCCCAGUGUCUCAGGCAGCUUGGAUUUUAAAAACAAGAGCACUAACUGAAAUGGUGUACGUAGAUGAAAUUGAUGUCGAUCAAGAAGGAAUUGCAGAGAUGGUCCUGGAUGAAAAUGCGAUUGCUCAAGUUGCUCGGCCUGGGACAUCCCUGAAGCUCCCUGGAGGCAGUCAGAUAGGAGGGCCUAGUCCAGCUGUUAGGCCAAUAACUCAAGCUGGAAGACCCAUUACAGGUUUUGUCCGGCCCGGCACACAAAGUGGAAGGCCUGGCACUAUGGAACAAGCUAUUAGAACACCUAGAACUGCAUAUACUGCUCACCCUAUUACUAGCUCUUCUGGAAGAUAUGUCAGGCUGGGAACGGCAUCAAUGCUUACAAAUCCUGAUGGGCCUUUUAUAAAUAUAUCUAGACUGAAUUUAACCAAAUAUGCUCAAAAACCAAAAUUUGCAAAGGCUUUGUUUGAAUACAUCUUUCAUCAUGAAAACGAUGUUAAGAAUGCACUGGAUUUGGCUGCCCUAUCCACAGAAUACUCGCAGUACAAGGACUGGUGGUGGAAAGUACAGAUUGGGAAAUGUUAUUACAGGCUAGGAAUGUACCGUGAAGCAGAAAAACAGUUUAAGUCAGCCCUGAAGCAGCAAGAGAUGGUGGAUACAUUCCUCUACUUGGCAAAGGUUUAUAUCUCCUUGGAUCAGCCUGUCACAGCUUUAAAUCUUUUCAAACAAGGCUUAGAUAAAUUUCCAGGAGAAGUGACCCUUCUUUGUGGAAUUGCCAGGAUAUAUGAGGCAAUGAAUAAUAUCUCAUCAGCUUCUGAAUACUACAAAGACGUUUUAAAGCAAGAUAAUACACAUGUGGAAGCUAUCGCAUGCAUUGGAAGCAACCAUUUUUAUUCUGACCAACCUGAAAUAGCUCUACGAUUUUACAGGCGACUCUUGCAGAUGGGUGUUUAUAAUUGCCAGCUUUUUAACAAUCUGGGCCUCUGUUGCUUCUAUGCCCAGCAGUAUGAUAUGACUCUGACCUCAUUUGAACGUGCCCUUUCUUUGUCUGAAAACGAGGAAGAGACAGCUGAUGUCUGGUAUAACUUGGGACACAUAGCUGUGGGAAUAGGAGAUCUGAAUUUGGCCUAUCAGUGUUUCAGAUUGGCCCUGGUCAACAAUAACAACCAUGCAGAAGCUUACAAUAACCUGGCUGUGCUGGAGAUGCGAAAGGGCCACGUUGAACAGGCAAGAGCCCUGUUGCAAACCGCUUCAUCUUUAGCACCCCAUAUGUAUGAGCCUCAUUUUAAUUUUGCAGCACUCUCUGAUAAGAUCGGAGACCUGCAGAGAAGCUAUGUGGCCGCACAGAAGUCUGAAGCAGCAUUUCCAGAUCAUAUUGAUACACAACAUUUAAUUAAACAGUUAAAACAGCACUUUGCCAUGCUUUGAUUGCUACUCCUACCAAAUAUGCUCUUAGGAAGAGGCAGAGAUCAUAAUAUUAGUACAGAUAUUUUAUUACACGAAGCUUAAUAACAUACCCUGUGCUGAUGGGAAGAGAAUUGGAGGAUUAGGAAAUUUAACAUUAAAGUACAUAAUAAAAUUUUUCUAAUACAGAAUUUUUAUGAAAUGUUGGCUGUAAGCACAUGUAGGAACUGUUGAAGAAAAGACUUGGCCUUCGUAGAUAGAUGGUAGGUGUUUCUCUGUAAUGUUUACAAACUAUCUGAAAGGAUUUUUAAAAAGUAUAAUUGGUAUUUAAUGUUCUUAGAAAAGCCAGUAAGUGUAUUAAAGAAUUAGAAUUCUAAAAUCUGCUUUUCAAACUGUAUUUUUAUUAAGAGUUUAUGCAUUUAUUCUAUGUGGAAAUGUUAUUUCUUAAAAGAAAAAACUAUGUAAAAUUGUUCUUAUUAAAUAUCUUAAGAAUACUGUACAUUUUUAGU
This is a messenger RNA of Dromiciops gliroides (monito del monte), 2158 nucleotides long. RefSeq names its product tetratricopeptide repeat domain 8 (gene TTC8). Gene Ontology annotation, cellular component: ciliary basal body; BBSome; non-motile cilium. The transcript has 16 exons. The record is from RefSeq and is a predicted model, not a curated record. Lineage: Eukaryota; Metazoa; Chordata; Mammalia; Microbiotheria; Microbiotheriidae. Gene Ontology annotation, molecular function: protein binding. Gene Ontology annotation, biological process: non-motile cilium assembly. The coding region runs from base 306 to 1673 and encodes 455 amino acids.